Molecule: messenger RNA, 5310 nt
Organism: Plasmodium gallinaceum
Lineage: Eukaryota; Apicomplexa; Aconoidasida; Haemosporida; Plasmodiidae
Product: aminophospholipid transporter, putative
Exons: 2
Coding region: 1-5310 (1769 amino acids)
Biological process (GO): phospholipid translocation
Cellular component (GO): plasma membrane
Molecular function (GO): ATPase-coupled intramembrane lipid carrier activity; nucleotide binding
Source: RefSeq, a predicted model, not a curated record
AUGAAGUUUAAUCUAAAAGAUAUUGCAUUAAACAUACAAAAGGACAAAAAAAAAGAAGAGAAAACAUUCAUAAAACAACUAAAAAAUAUAGCUCAUAAAAUAAGAAAAAAAUUUUUAAAUUUAAAAAUUUUUUUUAAAUAUGAAAAAGGAAAUAUAUUAUACUAUGAUGAAUACUCUUAUGAAAAUAAAAAAAAGGUUAACACAUUUGCACUGUUAUCUCCAAUUUUUUUAUCUUUUUGUAACAAGAUAAAACAUGUUGUUAUAACUUUAUUUAAUGAUGCUUGUUUUUUUUAUAUUAUGAAAAAGAAAAAAAAAAAAUCUAAAAAUAUAUCAAAAAAAUUAGAAAAAAAUAAAACUAUUUUAAGAAAUUUUGAUCGUUGUAUUUUUUUAAAUAAGACAAAAGACAACAUAUCACAUAAACAUAUAAUAGAAAUAUGUAAAAACUAUCUAAUAAAUAUACUUCAUGAUAUUCAAAAUUUAGAAUAUGAAAGUAAUAAUAGAAAUUAUAUGAAGGAUAAUAAAAUAAAAAAAACUAAAAGAAUGUUUAUUAAUAAAAUAAGUAAUUUAAAUGAUUUCGACUCAGAUAAUGCGUUGUAUGUAAGCGAUGAGUCCUUAAUAAAAAAAAUAAUGAUUACAAAUAAAUAUGAAAAUCAUUAUUUUUACAAUAAAAAAAAAAUAAGAGAAAAAAAAAAAUUAUAUAAAAUUAAUGUUUAUGAUGAAAAAUCAGUUAAAACAUAUUUAAUAAAAAAUAAUAUAAGUUUUAAGGAAACCGUUAAUCAAAUUUAUGCAUUUCAUAAAAAUAAAUAUCAAUUAAUAUUUCAUGUUAUAUUUAGUAGAUUUAAAAAUAUAUUUUUUCUUAUUUUUCUAAUUUUGUGCCUACUGCAGCAAAUAAGAAUUAUUAGAACAAGUAAUUAUGUAUAUUUUGUUAUUAGUUUUUACUUUUUAUUUAUCUUCUGCAUAUUAAAAGACAUUCAUCUAAUUAUACAAAAAAUAAAAAAUGAAAACAACAUAAAUAAUAAAAAUUAUAAAAGGGUAACUCAUGUUGGACUAGUAGAAGUCAAAUAUUCCAAUAUAAAAGUAGGAGAUAUCAUAUAUCUAGAAGAAAAUGAAGAAAGUCCUGUUGAUCUAAUUUUACUUAAAAGCUGUGAUAAUGAAAAAAAUAUUUUUAUUUCCUCAAAAAAUUUUGAUGGAAAUACAGAUUUAAAAUUAAAAAAAUGUUUAAAAAUAACAAGAAAUUUACCAAAUAUAUAUGAUAUUUUUAGAUUAAAAAUAAAAAUAAUAAUUGAAAAGCCACAUAUAUACUCUAAUAAAAUGAAUGGAUUAUUUAUAUUACUAAACUACUGUGAAUUUGUUCAAAAUAUUUAUAAUGAUUUAAUAUUAUUACAAAAUAUUUUUUAUAAAAAUGUUAAUAAUGAAGAGAACUAUUAUAAUGAGAUUUUUAAUUAUUUAAUUGAAGAUACAUAUAUAGAAAAUUCUUUUAAUUGUUUAAAUUUUUUGUUAAAAAAAUCUAUAUAUUUAUCAGAAUAUGAUCACAAAACAAAAAAUUCUACUAGCAUUUUAAGUGACACACCGUGUUCAGGUAAUUUAAAAAAUAUUUCAAAAAUAAAAAAUAAUAAUAAUAUCAAUAGUUACAACAAUCAUAGAAAUAGUAGUAAUUCUAAUUUUAUUAAUGAAAAAAAUUCUUCAAAUUCUUUAAAAAACAAUAAGGAUGAUAAUAUAGAAAAGAAUAAAUAUAUAACUCCUAAUAAUAACAUAUUUUUAAAAAAAAAUGUAUUAAUUAAUAGUAGUGAAAAAAUUAGAACUGAAGGUUAUUGUGAUGCCUUUUAUACUAAUAUAGAUAAUGAUAAUCUUUGUAUAAAUAAAAUUAACAAAAAUUACUUUAGUUUAAAAAAAAAAAUGAGAGAAAAUUCUUAUAUAAAAUAUAAAGAAAAUAUAAAAAUUGAAAAUAUUUUAUGGAGUAAUAGUAAGAUUAUAAAAGGAAGUAUAUAUGGAUUAGUAGCAUAUAUAGGAAUAGAUAAAAAAACAAAUAUUGUUGUUAGUAGGAAAAAUAAUAUUUCAUUAAUUGAAAAUGAAAUAGAAAGCAAAAUGAAAAUAUUAUUAAUCAUAAUAGUAGUUUUUAGUAGUUUUUUAUGCUUAAGAGAAAAACAUAUAUUAGAAAAAAACACUGUUGUUAUGUUUUUGAAUUAUUUUUUAUUACUAUUUUCAUUUAUGCCUUUUAUUAAUAAUUUUUAUAUAUAUUUAAUUAGCAAAUAUUAUUAUUUUAUGUUAAGAAAAAAUAAAAAAGUUGAUAAAUUUACAAUUUUUAAUUAUAAUAUAAUUAAUGAAUUUUCUAAUACGUAUUUUCUUUUGUGUGAUAAAACAGGAACAUUAACUAAAAAUGACUUACAAUUAUAUAAGUUUCAUUUUUUAUUUGACGAAUUUACAGUAGAAAAUAGUAGACUUUUUUUUAACAUUUUCUUAAAAAUAGUUGAUUUAAAUCUUAUUUUUAAUUCAUGCAAUAAAAUAAAGAACCAUGUAAUUUUAAAAAAUAUAGAAAAAUUUGAUAUAAGAAAUAAUAUAAAUUUAUAUAGAAAAAUAUUCAAUAAAAUAUUAAAUUAUACUAGUGAAGAAAUAAAUAAAAUAUUCUUAACAUUUUUAUGCAUAUUAUUUUGUAAUAAUACAAUAAUAACCAAUAAAAAAAAAAAAGAUAAAUGUAAUACAGAAAAGUUUUGUUCUUUCCGCUCUACGAGUGUUGAAGAAAAUGUUUUAAUUGAUUUUUUAAAAUAUAAUGGUAUGCGUAUUUUAUAUAAGGAUAACUCUAAAAUUGUAAUUGGCAUUUAUAAUUCUAUAAAUACAGAAAAAAAAAGAAAAAAACUAGAACAAGACCAUGGUAAAAUAACUAAAACAAAUCAUAAAUAUGCUGAAUGCAAAAAAUUUGUAUAUGAAAACAAGGUAUAUAAUGAAAAUAUUUUAUUGAGUAAAACAAAUAUAUACUAUAGAAAUUCCUUGAAAAAAGAUCACAGUUUUAACAAAUCAAACAGAACGUGUAAUAUUAGAAAUAUAAAACAUUAUAAAGAUGGAAAAUAUAGGAUUGAAACUUGUAGUAGUACUAGCAAUGAUAUCAAUUAUUCAAAAUAUAAAGAAAAAAAUUUUAAAAGUAAUAUAAAGAGGUAUAAUUUUGAAAUAUUAGAAUUUCUUCAGUUUGAUUCUAAUAAUAAAAUUAUGUGUACUCUAAUUUCUUAUAACAAUAAAAUAGUUAAUUUCAUAAAAGGAUCAGAUGAAUAUAUUAUUAAUAUGUUAUCUAUUAAAGAAAACAAAAAACAAAUAAAAAAGUUAUGCAAAUUUUUUUCUAGUAAUGGAUUUCGUGUACUAAUCUUUGCUUAUAAAGAAAUUUCUAGAAGCGAAUAUGAGGAUUAUAAAAAAAGUUCAAACAAUUUAAAUAAAAGUGAUUAUUUUCAAAACUCUUUUAAUAAAAAUAUAAAUAUAUUAGCAAUUAUAACUUUUAAAGAAGAAAUUCAAAAAAAUGCAAAAAUUUGUUUAGAUAUGUUUAGAAAGGCAAAUAUUAAAACAUGGAUAUUAUCAGGAGAUAAAAAAGAAAAUAUAAUAUCUAUCUCAAAUUCUUUGAAUUUAGUCAAUAAAAAUAAUUUUUUUUGCUAUUUGAACAAAAAAAAAUUAAUAAAUUUAUAUAAAUACAAAAAUAAGUCUAUAUCUAAUAUAUCUUCUAAAAAUUACUUACUUAGUGAAUGUUCUUCUUCUAAUCUUUAUAAAAACAAAUUUCAUGAUAAUUUAAUAAAAUAUUCAUUUUAUAAUAAUUGCAACAAUUAUCAAAUUAAAAAAAAAAAAACUUUAGCAUGUUCAAAUUCAUUAAAAAAUACUACUUUAAUUUCAUUAGAUAUUUCGAAUUCUAAUAAUUAUAAUUCUACAAAUAAAGACUAUAUAAAUAGUGACAAUAAUAAUAAAAAAGGAAUUGUAUAUAAUACAAGUCAGGAUGAUAAUGUUUUAAAAAGAGAACUUUCUUAUUUAUAUGAAAAUAGAAAUAAAGGUAAAAAUAUAACUGAUACUUCAAGUAAUACUAAAGAACAUGUAUUAGAUACAAAUAUAACACAUAAAUUUAUUUUAAAUGAAGAUGACAUUAGUGAUAUAUUAAAAACAAUGUUAUAUGACUACGAUAUGAAACAAACAAAAAAUAAAAAUAAAAAUGAAAAAUGUAUAAAAGAUAAAUAUGGUUAUUUUAAUGAUAUUGUGUAUGUAAUUAAUGGUGAUAUAAUAGAUUAUUAUUUAAAGUAUCAGCAAAAAGAAUUCAUGAAUGUUUUAAAAAAUUCGAAAUGUGUUUUAUUUUAUAGAUGUAGUUCUAUUCAAAAAGGAAUGAUUGUUAGAAGUUUAAAAAAAAAUACAAAAUAUAGUGUGUGUUCAAUUGGUGAUGAUGUAAAUGAUUUAAAUAUGUUUAUCGAAUCAGAUAUAUCCAUAUCAUUAUAUAAUUCAAAAAACGAUAUAUGCAAUUUAUAUGCUGAUAUAAAAUUAUCUGCAUUUGAAGAUUUGGCAACUUUAUUUUUUUUAUAUGGUAACAGAAUUUAUAGAAAUUUUAAUUUAAUUACAAGAUAUAUAUAUUAUAGAAGAAUAACCUUUUUUUUUUUACAAUUUUAUUUUUCGUACUUUUUUAACUGUAGAUUUUCCAUUUUCUCAAAUAUUUUAUUAUUAUGUUAUUUUAUAUUAUUCGCAGUUAUUACUAAUAUAUCUGUGUUAUUGUCACACAGUGAUUUAGGAGAUAAUGUAUUAAAAACUAAUAUAAUCUUUUAUAAGUUUUUAAAAAAUGACUUAUUUUCCUUAAAAAUUUUUUAUAGCAUACUAUGGGUAUCUUUAUAUCAAGCAUCUUUGAUAUUUAUUUUAAGUUACUACUUUUUUUUUGGGUUAAAUUAUGAAAUAAAUACAUUAACAAUAUUAUUUACGACUCAUUUAUUACAAUCGUUGUGUUUGUUAAACAAAUGUAGCUUAGUUGUAUUUAUAAUUCAUAUUUUAUUUUUUGUUAUUUAUUUUAUACUAUUAAUUAUCUUAAAUAAAUUUCAUUUUAUUUACUUUUUCAUGAACUUAAAGUUAUUAUUAAAUAUGUUAAUUUCUAAUAGCAUUAUUAAUUUUCCUUAUAUUAUUUAUUAUUUAUAUAAAAAAUAUAAAUACAAAGAUUCUGAAUUAAAUAGCAUGAAAUAUUUUCAAAGUUUUUCUUCUAAUUGUGAUCAAAUUUUUAACAUAGACACUUUCUCCUUUGAUAAUAUAGAUUUUAAUAUCAAGAAGGAAAAUAUAUUUAACAAAUAUUUUAAAAGAAUUUUAAACAAUUAA